Molecule: messenger RNA, 3025 nt
Organism: Carassius gibelio (silver crucian carp)
Lineage: Eukaryota; Metazoa; Chordata; Actinopteri; Cypriniformes; Cyprinidae
Product: BTB/POZ domain-containing protein kctd15-like
Exons: 5
Coding region: 480-1277 (265 amino acids)
Biological process (GO): protein homooligomerization
Molecular function (GO): protein binding
Source: RefSeq, a predicted model, not a curated record
CAUAAAUCAUAACGCAGUAUAUGUAAUGCUGUUUAAAACAAAAUAUUGUUUCUCUUUUGCUCGAUGAAGGUUAAUCCAAGACAUGCACACAGGUAACCUAGUGAACCGUUAUCCAUGCGCAUGCACAUAUUGUUCAGUAAACGAAUAGAUGAAGAUAAAUGCGAUUAAAACAUAUACGCAUACUUCCAAAAUGUGAAUAGCAAGAUCAGAUGUUGUUCUAGUAACUCGCCCCAGCUCAGGCAGGGUUGAGCUAAUUGUAGCCUAAUCCUGCCCCGGGGCGUUUGGAGAGCCUUGAGCAAGAAUUCUUGUUCAGCUGUCCUCUGUUAUUCGGGCUGGAACGCAGACAGAGCCUUCAACGCACUCUCACGCUUCAACAAAAAAAAAAAAAAAAAAAAGGAGCAAGAAAGAAAAAAAGCGAGGCUAAGACACGCCACGAUCGAUCUCAUGUUUUAAAGAGGGCUGAAGAUACAUUUACAGCUAUGUCUUCCAAGGAGGGAAGGAGCAUGUCUCGGCUGUCUUUGACCCGGUCCCCAGUGUCUCCUCUGGCCUCUCAGGGAAUCCCACUGCCGGCUCAGCUGACUAAAGCGAACGCUCCAGUCCACAUUGAUGUAGGCGGGCACAUGUACACCAGCAGUCUGGCCACCCUCACCAAAUACCCAGACUCCAGAAUCAGUCGUCUGUUCAACGGCACAGAACCGAUUGUUUUGGACAGUCUGAAGCAGCAUUAUUUUAUCGACAGAGACGGAGAGAUAUUCCGCUUUAUCCUGAGCUACCUGAGAACCAGCAAACUGCUUCUCCCUGACGACUUCAAGGAGUUCCAGCUGCUGUACGAGGAGGCUCGGUAUUACCAGAUGACGCCCAUGGUGAAAGAGCUGGAGCGCUGGAAACAGGACCGGGAGCAGCGGCGGACAGCUCAGCCCUGCGAGUGCCUGGUGGUGCGGGUGACCCCUGACCUGGGCGAGAGGAUUGCCAUCAGUGGGGACAAGGCCCUCAUAGAGGAGAUUUUCCCAGAGACAGGGGAUGUCAUGUGCAAUUCAGUAAACGCCGGAUGGAACCAGGACCCAACCCACGUAAUUCGCUUUCCCCUGAAUGGCUACUGCAGACUCAACUCUGUGCAGGUUCUGGAGAGACUGUUCCAGAAAGGCUUCAGCAUGGUGGCGUCGUGCGGCGGGGGGGUGGACUCCUCCCAGUUCAGCGAAUACAUCCUGAGUCGGGAAGACAGACGGUGUCAGACGAGCCACACACCCAUCAGGAUAAAACAGGAGCCUCUGGACUAGCCGGCUCUUGCGUCAACCACAAACACCUCAGUCUGCUGUCAAAAGAAAAAAAAUGCCAGUGGACAAAUAGAAGACUUAAUUUGCAAGAAGAGUUUACCUCUCUUCGGACUCCAAGAGGACUGAAAUCUUAAUGUAUGAGUAAUUUUAUCAAUGACCCCAAAUCUGCCCAAGAAGAUGUUUUACAAACCCAAGCGAGUCACUGGAUGGCUUUUCAACUAUUGACCUCCAGUUGAACUUUUUAGCCAUUUCUUUGGCUCGAGUCAUGAAAAAUGCAUUCGGUCGUCUGUAUUUCCACUGUACAGAUCCAUAACAUAAGUUCACAGUUGUAUGUGCGUAAAAGAGCGAAAAGAGGAACUCUACAAGGAAGCUGCGUUUAUGACGAGCGCACCUUCCUGCUAGAACACUUCCAAAUGAUGCAGCAGUCUGAUCUCCAAGCUCCCGGGCGAAAUUAACCACAAAAUACAAAGUCUGUCCUCUGAUCCAUUUUUAAUCUAGAUAUCUAAUGUUCUCAUUUCCCAGUCUCAUCCAUGUAAAUCAGUUCUUUUAUGACCUACAGGUUUAUUGCUGUUGUCUCACUACAUGAAGGAUACGAGAGCAGUCCUCAGAAGUCAUUUGGUUGUAAGUGCGGUCUGGAGUUGGCCGCACUGACGCUUUGACUUGAGGCUACAUGGCGGCUAAAGCAGACGAUCUGGUAAUGCAUUCAGUGCUGGGCAGAGAGGCUUUUUGUUUGAGCAUGUCUAAAGGAAAACGUGGACUCGUGGGAGAGCUUUUCUGAUGGCAUUGCUAAAUCCUACUUUCUUUUGGGUGCCCGUUUUCUUCAAAACUAGUCGUUUCGGAAAGUUCGUUAUACGUAAUUGCUUUGAGUAAACGGUUAAAAAGUAAUGAUCUUUUGUAGAUUCAAUGCCCUAUGUGUCCAAAAUAACAUCUUGUUUGAUUAAGGCACCUUUGUAAAAAUGAUUCAGGUUGUUAACGAAUGCAGCACUUUCAGGGGGCGAUACUCGGACCGCUUGAGAAGAGGGGAAUUACUGUGCCCCUAACGCCUAGAGACAGAAGGGACUUUCCAGAAGUUAAGGUCACUUUCCCACAAUCCCUUUUACUCACUCUCCCUUAGCAAAACAUCGCAAUCAGAGCCACUUGGAGAAAGACUGAGGGAGAAUAAACUUGAAAGGUUAACUUCGUGGCUGGUAAACAGACUGAAUUGCAUAAUGUGUUGUAAAAAGGCACAUUUAAUAAGAGUUAUUUGCCUCGCCAUUUCAAAAAGGAGGGUCACUGAAAUGUCACAGUUAUGUUGUUAUGCUAAGUGUCGUCUUAACUGGCCAGGAUUUCAUUUAUGCUACGUCUUCAGAUUUCCUUGAUUUGUUGUACAUUGUACAUAAAGGCUUAUGGACGCUUCGCAGGCCCCUCUGAAUGCAACUUGUCAUCUCGCUGCCCUGCAACGGCCGUUCGGUUUCCGAAUUCAAGGACAAGAACAUUAAAAAGACAAUUAUUAGAGAAGCCAUGUCGAACAUUACAUAAAUCUUAAUUGCAAAAAUCCGGCUCUAAUGGAUGUUGUGUCGAGAUGUAUAUUGCAGUAUGGUCCAAAUGUAUAUUAUUUAAAUAAAACAUUUUUUGUAAUGGAUAAUUAUUGAUAUGAAUCAUAGUGGUAUGUCAGGCAUGUGUUUAUUUGAAUUGUCACAUUCUUUUUGUAAUUGGUGUUGAUAAACGGACUUUUAAUAAAUUGCUGGAGUUCUUUCCCUAUUUUAAAACCA